Molecule: messenger RNA, 1344 nt
Organism: Apiotrichum porosum
Lineage: Eukaryota; Fungi; Basidiomycota; Tremellomycetes; Trichosporonales; Trichosporonaceae
Exons: 1
Coding region: 1-1344 (447 amino acids)
Source: RefSeq, a predicted model, not a curated record
AUGCCUCCCCACCCUAGCCACACUGGCACUCGCUAUGGGCACGCCGGGUCGUCCCGCCACAGCCGGCCCGUGAAGCAGUCUGAACUCGAGCAGCUGCCAUCCAUGGAUACUCCCGCAUGGUACGACCCCCCUUCCCCUGCGUCAUCGUCGUCGACUGUCGACUUCCAGGAGCCCGACGGCAACCUUGUGAGCAACUCGGGCCACAAGCUGGAGAACGAGGCUCGCUGGGUCCGCAAGGGCAAGAUGUGCGCCUGGGGCCCAUCCUACGAGGAGGGCAUGCGCCGUCAGCGCUCUCGCAAGCGCCUGCAGGUCUGCCUGGAGCAGCUCCUUCCCGAGGCGGCUGCCGAGGUGGGCGCUGCUCCUCCCCAGAACAUUGUCGAGGCCGAGGACCGCCGUCGCGAACGCAAGAGGAGGCGAAGUGAAGAAAAGGAGUUUCGCCUGCCGCACCUUCCUAGUCCAUCGCCCCCGCUCGCGACCGUCGAUCUUGCUCCCAUGCUCGCUCUUCCGCGCAGCUACCUCGACAUUGUCACCAGCCCCGCCAUGCGCUACUCACUCGGUGACGACGCGAUGGAGCGUGGUCUGCAAAAGACUGGUGCCGACCUCUUGGAAGGCGAAAAGGGCCUCAUGCAGGCUCUCGGCCGUCUCCGUGAAGUUAUUCGCGUUCGCGAACGCGACGUUCCCGAGGGUACCUCUGGCGUCAGGGACAACGGUCUUGUUGUCUCCAAGCCCAACGGCACCACGGCUGCAAAUGUCACCAAUGGUGAACCUGUCCCCAACGGCGAGGCUCCCCCAACUGCCAACGGCCACACCAAUGGCGAGGUUGCCGCCGGCGAAGUCGAACCCUCAGCGGACGACGCCCCCACCGAGAUGAUCCCCCCUCUGCCCCACCUGCACGAGACGGACAAUCUUUGGCGCGUCUCCCAGGAGCUUCUUCAGUCCCAACCGCCUCCUUCCAUCGAGUUUACCGUCACCCCCGAGGGUGCCGCGGGACCGUCGACAGCACCCCACCCAAAGCUCACGCCCGUCCACCGCCUCUUUACGUGCCCGACUGGCAUCACCUUCAACGCGAUCCCCAGCCCCUUGCACCCGGGUUUCCAGCAGCUCAACCCUGGCCAUGCCCUGUACCCAAACCAUGUCAAGUACAACCUUGACGUCGACACCCAGCAAAAGGCCGUCGACGACGCCCUCGAGCGCAUCAUGGAGCUCCUUGCCGACUGCAACGAGUACAAGGAACGCCUGGAGGAGGCCCGCGAGCGUGUCGGCGACGUUGCCCGUGCCCGCAAGAUGGUCUGGAAGGCGAUUAAGCGUCGCGCAGGCCACGAGCUGGACCGUGGAGCUUUCUGA